Messenger RNA from Meloidogyne enterolobii, 1091 nucleotides. The record is from the annotation of a GenBank genome assembly. Lineage: Eukaryota; Metazoa; Nematoda; Chromadorea; Rhabditida; Meloidogynidae.
UGCGAAAAAUACAUAAUAAAAUUUAAAUUAAACUUCAAAACAAUGUCAACACGUCAGAGACACAGUACUGGUAAUUUAAAUACAGAAGGUUUAAAUUCUAAUAAAGAAACACCCAAGAAAGGCAUUUUAAAAAGAAGACCACACACAUUUCAUCAAACCAAACCAACAUCCAGCGGUCUUUUACCUUUACUUUUAAAACCAAUUGAAAAAAGGAGUAAGGUGUCUAAAAAUAAAGAAGAUCAAAUAAAAGACAAGAAAAAAGAUGGAAAUAUUCCUGAAACUUGUUUGGAAGAAAAAAUGCCUGAGAAUAUUUUAGAGGCCCAAUUAAUACAAAAAAUACCUCAACGGGUUGAAUUUGCUGAAAUGAAUGCUGUUUUUGGUGGAUCAGUAGAAACUGAAGGAGGUGUAAACAAAAGUUUUGAUAGUGUUAAUGAAGUUGAGAAAGCUUGUAUCCCAAAAAUUCAAAAAUUAGAAGAGCCAGAAGUGAAAGAAAAAGAGGAGGAAAUUUUGCCUAAACAAAAAAGAAAAAGGGAAGGAAAAAAGCCACCAGAAGCUAUUAAACAAAUAAAAGAAACAACAUUUCCACCUCCUCCUACAACGCCUCAGGAACAGCCUUCUUCAUCUAGUAGGGGAGAGGAGGAUAAAGGCAUUGAUCCCAGUGUUGUCUCACAAAUUGUAGGGAAUUGGUGGUUUGGUGAGCGGUCUGAACCUCAGGAAGAGCAACAAACACAGGGUGGUCAUGAAGAAAGUGAUGCUCUCAAAAAGGAAUUAAGGCGUGCCCAACUUGCUAGCAAAGAGAAAGAGCGCCAUUUAGGCCAGUUACGUGAAAGACUUGCUGAAAUUGAAACAAUUGUUUCGUCUGGAAGGAGUGCACAACUUGCAUAUUGUGCGCAAUUAAGCCAACGAUUGUCAGAAAGGGAACAGGAAUUUGUUACUGAAAUGGAUGGACUUAUAGCAAGUCAUGAACAUCGUGUUAGGCAAUUAGUUCAAGAAAUUGUUGAUUUAAGGGCUGAAUUGGCUAGGAAAGAUAAGUAUAGCUCUUCUGGCUUAUGAACAACUUUCCCAUCAAGAACAGUCAACUCAAACAGAUA